AAAUCACAGCAAACCAAUGUGAACCAGUGUCAGGCCACUUCUGUGCAGUCAACAGUUUUUGAUCAUGCCAGUUGUGCUUUAAGCUCCAAGAUGUCCUUCAGAGUGAACUACUCUCCCCUCCUGCACACACACACACCACCACUUCAGCCACGACAUAAAGAGUGUGACGUAGCCUACAGCUCCGGUAUGAAAGGGCAAACUCUGCUUGGUAAGGCUGACAGUGCAGUGCUGUGUGGGUCUGACCCACCUGAUGACAGCGUCACAGCUCUGAAAGCUCACCUGUGGCCGGACGGUGCAGAGGAAACUUCAGGGAUGGAGAGGCUGCUGAGGAAAUGUCAGAUCAGAAACCAGCUGGUCAGGGAGUGUUUGGCUGAAUGCCUUGGGGUCUACAUCCUAAUUCUCUUUGGGUGUGGCUCUGUUGCCCAGGUGACCACUACUCAAGAUAAGAAGGGGCAGUACCUGUCCAUCAACCUCGGUUUUGCCUUGGGUGUAACAUUCGGGGUGUUUGUGUCUCGCGGAGUCUCAGGUGCCCAUCUGAACCCAGCUGUGUCUCUGAGCUUGUGCGUUUUGGGCAGACAUCCAUGGAGGAAGUUGCCCUUCUACGUCGUCUUUCAAGUGUUCGGAGCCUUUCUGGCUGCAGCCACCGUUGGUCUUCAGUACUAUGAUGCCAUCUGGGCAUACAGUGGAGGUGAGCUGACAGUCACGGGACCCACUGCCACUGCAGGCAUUUUCUCCACCUACCCAGCAGACUACCUCAGUGUAUGGGGAGGUGUAGUGGACCAGGUGAUAGGCACAGCUGCACUGCUGCUGUGUGUUCUGGCUCUUGGAGACCAGAGAAACAGCUCCCUCCCUGAUGGUCUACAGCCUGUACUGGUGGGAGCAGCAGUGCUGGUUAUUGGUAUCUCAAUGGGAUCCAACAGCGGCUACGCCCUCAACCCGGCCAGGGAUUUAGGACCCCGACUGUUCACGUAUAUCGCCGGCUGGGGAGCGGAUGUUUUCAAGGCAGGAGGUGGUUGGUGGUGGGUGCCCAUAGUGGCUCCCUGCAUUGGCGCGCUGCUGGGAACACUGAUCUACGAGCUGAUGAUUGAAGUUCACCAUCCUCCAAGUCCGUCUGAACUCCAGACGUCAUGUCAGGAGGCGACUGAGGGCAAGACGCAGCUGGAGCUGGAGGGGGUGGAGCCAGAUGGUGAUGUGGAAAAACCCAGGAGCUGAAUGUAGUCAUGACAAUUUGUCACGUGUACAGUAACUGCUACCUGACUUUGAUUUCCUGGAACAAAUAGAUUUGUUCUGAUUGCAAAAAACAUUUUGUGGCAUAAUUACACAUGCAAGCACAAC
Messenger RNA from Scatophagus argus, 1335 nucleotides. It is a transcript of the gene aqp10b, whose product is annotated as aquaporin 10b. The transcript is spliced from 6 exons. The record is from RefSeq and is a predicted model, not a curated record. Gene Ontology annotation, cellular component: plasma membrane; basolateral plasma membrane. The coding region runs from base 91 to 1212 and encodes 373 amino acids. Lineage: Eukaryota; Metazoa; Chordata; Actinopteri; Scatophagidae. Gene Ontology annotation, biological process: water transport; glycerol transmembrane transport. Gene Ontology annotation, molecular function: urea transmembrane transporter activity; glycerol channel activity; water channel activity.